Messenger RNA from Paraglomus brasilianum, 1419 nucleotides. The record is from the annotation of a GenBank genome assembly. Lineage: Eukaryota; Fungi; Glomeromycota; Glomeromycetes; Paraglomerales; Paraglomeraceae.
AUGUCUAUUAGACAGUUGGUCAAUACGGACGAUACUGACGAAGUAAGCGGGGCGGUUAGUGCCUUAUUAACUAUGAGCAAGACUGUGUCAAGUGAAGUAAACCCGCAACAGACUACUCAAGAUGAUAACGGCUCAGCUCCGUCGUCUGCGACAGGUCUCUUCGAUAGAGUCUUAAAUAAGACCAGAAAGGCAUAUGAAGAAACAGUGGCGACUUCACCUAUGUUGCAGUUGGUAGGAUCUGGAAUCAGAACUCUAUCACGACCUGUCAUGGGUUCUCAGAAUACGCAGCAGGAUAAUGUCUUAGAAGCAGAUAAUGAACUGCGGAGACGACGUGAUGGUAAAAGUUCUUCACCUUCUCAUAGACCGGGAGGAAGAAUUCACAGAACUUCUCAGUCUAAUGGCUCCUCAACAAGCGCAUCAUACUCCCCCUAUCCUAAUCCUAAUAAUAGUAGUGUCGUUUCUGGUGCAGCAUCUACGUCGAGGAGAAGUUAUGCCCAGUUAGUAAUGGAUGGGGGGGCUGCUAUCGCUGCAGUGGGAGCAGUUGUUUCCGAAGAGAGUAUGAAGUCAUUGAAAUACUGUCAACAAUGGCUUCUAUACGCUACACGACAUAUUGACAGACAAAUCGCAGUCCUCCGUCAAUUUAUCCUCAACCUUACCACACCGUCAUCUAAUACAGCCUUAAUACCUUCAUCUGCUUCAGCAACCCUGGCUUCUAUAAAGAAAGAGGUGGUAGAAACCCUGAGGAAGGUGAUUGAGGUAAUAAGUCUAUAUGCUGGUGCCUGUCUAUCAGAACAAGCAAGACGUAGCGUAAGAAGUUUUAUUCUCAGUCUUCCCAAAAAAUGGGAAUAUGUAAAUCGCCAAGAGCAUUCUACCUCGCCUUCUCCUAUGUCUUCUCCUCAUCUCCCACCAGCAAACGCUCACCCUAUCAACCAAACUACUGAUUAUGCUAGAAGAUUAUUAAGUUUAGCCAACGAAUCCAAAGAAAUGCUGAGUAGUGUUUGUCAAAUAUUUGCGGACAGUGUAAUACGAGCGGAAGCAUGGGUCGGGAAGUUACAAGCCGCCGGGAUUCCAAGUGGUGGUGCUGCAGCCAUGGGGAACAUUCAUUUUCCCAGCAUUCCACAAACAUACGAUGCUUCAUCUCAUAGUGGUCCUCACCGUUCACCUGCUACAAGCAACUAUUCUAAUGCUAAACAUUCUCACACAUCAUUUAAUAACGAGGAAGAUGAAUAUUCAAAUGAUAGUGAUAAUUCGUCGACAGAAUCCGAAACAGAAGAUAAGCGUAUGAAAAUGGAUCCAAAUCAUGAACGUGAAUUAAAGAACGUGAAUCUUUCCAAACAACAAGCACGAGUAAAUGGGGAGUCGGUCACUGCAAAAAAGCGACAAAAGAAGGGGAAUAAAGACAACAUGGAUUUGUCAUGA